AUGGCCACAGCCUUCGCUCUCCUCGCCGGGGUCCUGCUCCCCUGCUGGGGCGCCCUCCCGCAGUUUAGAAAGGGGUUGAUGAAGAUGAACGGGGCUUGGUGCUCCCACCACUCUCAGUGCAUCAGUGACUGCUGCCUCAUGAACCUGGACUACGGUGGCACCUUCUGUGCCCCCAAGGCCAGAAGAGCUAUGGUGUGCUUGCCUCAGACCAAGGGAGCCACCAACGUCAUAUGCCCCUGCCAAUUGGGCUUGACUUGCAUAUCCAAGGACCUGAACUGUCCUCGUCGGUGCCAUUUGAUUUAG
This is a messenger RNA of Pteronotus mesoamericanus, 303 nucleotides long. It is a transcript of the gene CLPSL2, whose product is annotated as colipase like 2. Gene Ontology annotation, biological process: lipid catabolic process; digestion. Bases 1 to 303 code for a protein of 100 amino acids. Gene Ontology annotation, cellular component: extracellular region. Lineage: Eukaryota; Metazoa; Chordata; Mammalia; Chiroptera; Mormoopidae. Gene Ontology annotation, molecular function: enzyme activator activity. The transcript has 3 exons. The record is from RefSeq and is a predicted model, not a curated record.